CGCCAGAGAGGCCUAGAGCGAGACUCAGACCUGGACGGUGGCCCGUGGAGGACAACAGGCUUGCGGAGCGGAGGCAAGGUUUUGCAGCGAGGGGGAAGCCGCUGGUGUACCAAGGAGUCGGAGAGGGACCGUGUUGUGGGGACAUGGCCGCAGCCUCUGCGGUGUCGGUGCUGCUAGUGGCGGCGGAGAGGAACCGGUGGCUGCGAGUCCCGAGCCUGCUGCUGCCGCCUAGGAGAUGGACUUGGAAGCAGAGAACCAUGAAGUAUGCAACAACCACAGGACGAAACAUUGCCAAACUCCUUAUUGCAAACAGAGGAGAAAUUGCCUGCAGGGUGAUACGAACAGCCAAAAAAAUGGGUAUACAGUCCGUGGCUGUGUAUAGUGAGGCCGACAGGACCUCCAUGCAUGUCAACAUGGCAGAUGAAGCAUAUUCCAUCGGCCCCGCUCCCUCGCAGCAGAGCUACCUUUCUAUGGAGAAAAUCAUUCAAGUGGCCAAGAUCUCCGCUGCCCAGGCUAUCCAUCCAGGAUAUGGUUUUCUUUCAGAAAACACGGAAUUUGCCGAACUGUGUAAACAAGAAGGAAUUCUUUUUAUAGGUCCUCCUUCAUCUGCAAUUAAAGACAUGGGUAUAAAGAGCACAUCCAAAUCCAUAAUGGCCGCUGCCGGGGUGCCUGUUGUGGAAGGUUAUCAUGGUGAGGACCAGUCGGACCAGUGCCUGAGGGAGUGCGCCGGGAGAAUCGGUUAUCCUGUCAUGAUUAAAGCCGUCCGGGGUGGGGGAGGAAAGGGCAUGAGGAUCGUCAGAUCUGAAGAAGAAUUCCAAGAACAGUUAGAAUCAGCACGGAGAGAAGCUAAGAAGUCUUUCAAUGAUGAUGCGAUGCUGAUCGAGAAGUUUGUAGACAUGCCAAGGCAUGUAGAAGUCCAGGUGUUUGGUGACCACCAUGGCAAUGCUGUGUACUUGUUUGAAAGAGACUGUAGUGUACAGAGGAGACAUCAGAAGAUCAUUGAGGAAGCCCCAGGGCCUGGUAUUAAACCUGAAAUAAGAAAAAAGCUUGGAGAAGCUGCAGUCAGAGCUGCUAAAGCUGUAAAUUAUGUUGGAGCAGGAACCGUGGAGUUUAUUAUGGACUCAAAGCACAAUUUCUACUUCAUGGAAAUGAAUACAAGGCUGCAAGUGGAACAUCCUGUUACUGAGAUGAUCACAGGAACUGACUUGGUGGAGUGGCAGCUUAGGAUUGCAGCAGGAGAGAAGAUUCCUUUGAGCCAGGAAGAAAUAACUCUGCAGGGCCAUUCCUUUGAAGCUAGAAUAUAUGCAGAAGAUCCUGACAAUAACUUCAUGCCCGGGGCUGGGCCAUUAGUGCAUCUCUCCACCCCUCAGGCAGACCUUUGCACUAGGAUCGAAACUGGAGUGAGACAAGGAGAUGAGGUUUCAGUGCAUUAUGACCCCAUGAUAGCAAAGCUGGUUGUAUGGGCUGCAGAUCGCCAGGCGGCCUUGACGAAACUGAGGUACAGCCUUCGUCAGUACAAUAUUGUCGGACUGCGUACCAACAUUGACUUCCUCCUCAGCCUGUCCGGCCAUCCAGAGUUUGAGGCUGGGAACGUGCACACGGAUUUCAUCGCUCAACACCACAAGGAACUGUUUCCCAGUAGGAAGGCCACAGCCAAGGAGUUUUUAUGCCAGGCAGCUGUGGGUCUCAUCCUCAAGGAGAAAGCCAUGUCUGAUGUUUUCAACAUUCAGUCCCAAGAUCAGUACUCACCUUUUGCAUUCAGCAGUGGAAGAAGACUGAAUAUCUCUUACACGAGAAACAUAACUCUGAGGGAUGGUAAAAACAAUGUAGCCAUAGCUGUAACAUAUAACCGUGAUGGGUCGUAUAGCAUGCGGAUUGAAGAUAAAACUUUCCAAGUCCUUGGUGAUCUUUGUACUGAGGGAGACUGCACUUACCUGAAAUGUUCUGUUAAUGGAGUUGUUAGUAAAACUAAGCUAAUUAUCCUGGAAAACACUAUUUACUUAUUUUCCAUGGAAGGAAGUACUCAGAUUGGCAUUCCAGUCCCCAAAUACUUGUCUUCAAUGAGCUCAGAUGGAACUCAGGAAGGUACCAUAGCUCCUAUGACGGGUACCAUUGAAAAGAUAUUUGUGAAAGUCGGAGACAGAGUAAAAGCUGGAGAUUCUCUAAUGGUUAUGCUUGCCAUGAAAAUGGAGCACACCAUAAAGGCCCCAAAGGAUGGCACGAUCAAGAAAGUGAUCUACAAAGAAGGUUCUCAGGCCAACAGACACGAUCCUUUAAUCGAGUUUGAGGAAGAGGAAUCUGACAAAAGAAAAGCAGAGUAAACUCCAUCAAAGAAAUGCUCCAUUAAGCAGUAUCUUCAAUAUAGCAUCUCUACAAAAAGAGAAAGUGCCUUCCUGCUUUUCUCGGAGUCCAAUAAACAGCAGUUUCACUAAAUGAUUGUAUGAUUAGGCUAAAACACAUUUUUAUCUUUGAGAAUCAUGUACUUGGGUCACCAACACAAUAAAUUAUCUCAAAAUAUUUCAUACU
This is a messenger RNA of Neomonachus schauinslandi (Hawaiian monk seal), 2526 nucleotides long. It is a transcript of the gene MCCC1, whose product is annotated as methylcrotonyl-CoA carboxylase subunit 1. The record is from RefSeq and is a predicted model, not a curated record. Gene Ontology annotation, cellular component: mitochondrion. NCBI's taxonomy places the organism in Eukaryota, Metazoa, Chordata, Mammalia, Carnivora, Phocidae. Gene Ontology annotation, molecular function: metal ion binding; methylcrotonoyl-CoA carboxylase activity; ATP binding. Bases 144 to 2321 code for a protein of 725 amino acids. The transcript is spliced from 19 exons.